AGCAAGGCAUUUACAAUGUCUGGUCGUGGCAAACAAGGAGGCAAGGCUCGCGCCAAGGCCAAGACCCGCUCCUCCCGGGCGGGCCUGCAGUUCCCUGUGGGCCGCGUGCACCGCCUGCUCCGAAAGGGCAACUACUCGGAGCGCGUGGGCGCCGGCGCCCCGGUGUACCUGGCGGCCGUGCUGGAGUACCUGACCGCCGAGAUCUUGGAGCUGGCGGGCAACGCGGCCCGCGACAACAAGAAGACGCGCAUCAUCCCGCGCCACCUGCAGCUGGCCAUCCGCAACGACGAAGAGCUCAACAAGCUGCUGGGCCGCGUGACCAUCGCGCAGGGCGGCGUCCUGCCCAACAUCCAGGCCGUGCUGCUGCCCAAGAAGACCGAGAGCCAUCACAAGCCCAAGGGAAAGUAAGUCAGUGAGCGGAGCAUUAAAAAAAACAAAC
This is a messenger RNA of Mus pahari (shrew mouse), 439 nucleotides long. RefSeq names its product histone H2A type 1-F. Gene Ontology annotation, molecular function: protein heterodimerization activity; structural constituent of chromatin; DNA binding. The transcript has a single exon. The coding region runs from base 16 to 408 and encodes 130 amino acids. The record is from RefSeq and is a predicted model, not a curated record. Lineage: Eukaryota; Metazoa; Chordata; Mammalia; Rodentia; Muridae. Gene Ontology annotation, cellular component: nucleosome.